GAACUCACCAGCCAAAGCCCAGAGCUGAUAGUAGGCCACUGCUCGCUCAGAACCCGCUGUGGCCAACUCUCAGGAAAUGCUGGCAGGGCUGUCCUGCUGGUGCACCCCCUAAUCUCAGCACUAACAGACAGAUCUCAGGACUCCUCUAGCUUGAGGGGAUCUGAAGCCUUCCUCUGACUUCCACAGAGAACUGCACAUGUGUACCCGCACAUACACAUGCACAGAUGUACACAUUAAAUAAGGUAAGUCUCUAGAAAACUCACAAAAAUAUAAUCUUAUCAUUUCAAGAGGCUGAAGCAGGAGGUUCAAGGCCAGCAUGGGCUACAUAGCAGUUCUGGGUCAUCCUGGAUAAAUGUGUCUCAAAAAUGCAAAACAAAACAAUGUGGUAUGCAGUCUGAUGAUCCCAAAUGUUGAAAUGUGCAGGUGGGAGGGUCACAAGUUCAAGGUCACCUUGGCUAGGUAGGGCUCUGGGCUAGCCAAGGUUACAUGAAAUCCUGUCUAAAACAAACUGAAGGUUCCAGAAGGAGAGAGCAUGCUUGAGUCCGUAUCUAUGACCUAUACUGAGCUCUGGUUUCUGCCUCCCACUGACCAGUUCUCUCUCAUGCUUGGAUUCAUCUGCCUGGCUUCUGACCUCUGCUCCCACUGUUAGACUGCUAACACAGCAUUCUGGUUGGCUCUGGGCCAUGACUUCUAGACCCUGGAGUUUUGGCGCUUUGGGUUAUGAGUAAUUAAAGUCCAAUUUCCUCUUUGUUACAAAGUUUAUUCUGGAGUGUCUUUCAAAAGCCCUCCUGUAUUGCUGCUUUGGGGUUCAGGGCCUGGAGGUUGAGGGGAAUUCACAAGGACCAGAGGCUGGUCCUUGUUCUCAAGUCAGCCGUGCUUUGAAUGUCUGAGAUUUCUGUGUGCUGUUCCUAUGUCCGACAGAGGCUUUGUUUCUGUUGCUCUUCAACGGACAACAAAAGUGUGGUUUUAGCACCAAGUAAAUCUAAUUCAGCCAGGCCAAGUUGUCAGGACUCUUAGCAAGGUCGCUAGCUUUGCUGAGGAGACUCCGAGACCCACACAUCUCCCUUGUUGGAAGGCCCCGUGGAGGACACUACCAGUGCCCUCCUAUUGGCAAUCAUGGCCACCUUCUGGCCUGGAAGCUACACUUCCUGAAGGCGCUUGUUCCCAGGGUCAGCACAGUAUAAACAAGGUUGUUGUCAGCAGGGUGGUUUCUGGCACCCUAAGAUAAUCCAUACGUGGCUAUGGUUGGAUCUCAGCCAGGAUGAGGUCACAAAGGAUGCUUGUUGCGACAGAUGCUGACGGCGGCGGUGGCUAUAGGAGUCCAGCGAGGAGCAGGAAGAAUAGAGAGGGGUACCACUACCUUCUGGGGACAAGAGGAGGCAGAACCCACCAGGGAGUCUCAGUGCUGGUGGGAAGGGGGACCCUGAUUCAAGAUAGGAUGUGGAGGCAGAGUCUCGGGGAGAGGAGCUGAGGGCAUCGCAGGGGGACACAGCGGUGUGGCUGGUGGAGAGAAUGGCUGUGACCAUCGUAUGGGACCUGUGUAACCCAUGCUUGCUCUUUACAUGAGGAAAUACUUUCUGUUUGUCUUGGGAUAGGCUUCCUGUAUAGCCCAGGCUGCCUUAAGACCUUACUGCCUCAGCCUCCUGGGUGCUGGCAGGUCACAGACGGAUCUCUUCUCAUCUGAGUAUUAUUCCUGGGGUCCUGGUUAUGUGUGGUCUUUGUUGACUUCAGGGUCAUGAAAGCGUCUUGCUGCUGUCCUUUUAUGAGUGUGUGCUGCAGUGGGUGUGUGGCAGUCAGGACAACGUUUGAGAGUUGUUUCUCUCCUUGCACCAGGUGGGUCUGGGAGAUCGAACUCUGUCGACUCUCCGGGCUUGGCGGCAAGCCUCUCUACCUGUUAAGCCCUGUCACUGACUCCUAAGGUGCUUUCUCAAAGUCUGGUGUACGUUUAACAUAUCUGGAGUUGAUCUUUGUAGUAUGAGGCAGGGAUCAUUUGGAUAGUUAUUGGAUCCCAGUAUUGUUGCUCUUCACUGCCAAGACAUCGCCUCUCCACCUCCAGUUUUUGGUUAAGAUAAUAAAAUAAAUCUUUUUUAGAAGGCACUGUCUUCGAUUCAAAUGUCCCUGUCCCUAAUUGGAUGGUCUCAAGAUUAUCCAUUUCAGCCAGGUGGUGGUGGCACACGCCUUUAAUCCCAGCACUUGGGAGGCAGAGGCAGGCGGAUUUCUGAGUUCAAGGCCAGCCUGGUCUACAGAGUGAGUUCCAUGACACCCAAGGCUACACAGAGAAACCCUGUCUGAAAAAAAAAAUCCAUUUCAAGGUGACAAUGAUGACUCAGUGGGUAACAAUGCUUGCACAGGAGCCUGGUGAGGUGAGUUUGAUAGACCUUUUUGAGACCCUGCUCAAAAAAAAUAAAACAAAGAGCCAGGUGUGGUGGUGUACACCUUUGAUCCCAGCCCUCAGGAGGCAGAGGCAGGCGGAUCCCAGAGAAAUCCAGUCUCAAAACCACACCCAACAUUUUUUUAAAUAGAUAAGUAAAAAUAAGGCAGGGGCUGAGGCAGACUUGGCAACCACACCCCCCUCACCACCACACACAAGAUCUCUUCUGGUGACCUGAGCUAGAUCCCAAGUACCCAUGGUGAAAGGAAAGAAUAAAUUCCUGUAAGUUGUCCUCUGACCUGCACGCUCACACCUUAACACACACACACACACACACACACACACACACACAAUGAAUACAAAUGUUAACGCCUAGAUAGGUGUCUGCUAUCUAGUGGUAAAUGUAAUCAGAAUGCAGUGAAAUAGCGGCAGCCGCAAUGCCUUCUGGGACCACGAGUCACUUGUCCGCAGCUGUCAGGGUGGGGGCGGGGCUCCCGGCGGAAGCUACCUCAGCUGAGCACUUACCACUGAGGAGGGUGCUGCAAACAGCCCAGAACUUGCUGUACCUGGACUUAACUGACAGCGACUCGCCUGCCUCUGCAGCCACCCAGAAGGCCCGGGCCACCAGGAGGAACCAGCUGGAUGUCCCCUAUGGAGAUGGCGAAGGGGAGAAACUGGACAUCUACUUUCCCGAUGAGGAUUCCAAGGCUUUCCCUCUGUUCCUGUUCUUGCAUGGAGGAUACUGGCAGAGUGGAAGUAAAGAUGACUCGGCCUUCAUGGUAAACCCACUGACUGCACAGGGAAUCGUGGUGGUGAUAGUGGCUUAUGACAUUGCACCCAAAGGCACACUGGACCAGAUGGUGGACCAGGUGACCCGCAGUGUCGUGUUUCUACAGAGGCGCUAUCCAAGCAAUGAGGGAAUCUACCUCUGCGGACACUCUGCGGGAGCUCACCUGGCUGCUAUGGUGCUCCUGGCCCGCUGGACCAAGCAUGGCGUCACACCCAACCUCCAAGGCUUUCUCCUGGUGAGUGGGAUCUACGACCUGGAGCCCCUCAUAGCCACCUCCCAGAAUGACCCUCUGCGCAUGACCCUGGAAGAUGCUCAGAGAAACAGUCCACAGCGACACUUGGAUGUGGUUCCAGCACAGCCUGUGGCUCCAGCCUGCCCUGUGCUGGUGCUUGUGGGUCAGCAUGACUCCCCAGAGUUCCACCGGCAGUCCAAGGAGUUCUACGAGGUACUGCUAACAGCCAGCUAUGACCCCGGGUUCAGCAUCAUGUGGUCUCCUCUCCCUCGUUAUUCUGCCCAAAUGAGCUGGACCUGUUGGUGCACACGUGGACUCCCAGUUACUCCGGAGGCUGAGACACUUCUCCGCGUGGGAUGGAAGGCCUCUUUCCAGCAGCUGCGUGGUGUGGAUCACUUUGACAUCAUAGAGAAUCUGACCCGGGAGGAUGACGUGCUCACCCAGAUCAUUUUGAAAACAGUCUUCCAGAAGCUGUGAGGACACCCAGUCCCCAUUCUGUAUGCACCUCAGAGAGCCUUCAGAAAAGAGGCUCCAUCUCACACUGCCUUGCCUGUCCACCCUGUACAGUCUCCCUGCUGUGAACACAAUCUCCUCUCCUGCCAUUCUUCACCCCACCCAGAUGGAGGCCCAGGGAAAGCCUGCAGAUUGUUACUGGAAAAUGCACACAGCCACCACCUGGCCAAGUCUGCCCCACCCUCCACCCCACCCCUGCCUGCUGACAGGGAGUUGCCAUUAACUUCUGGCUGGCUUUCUGUGCCAAUUAGCAGUAUCAGUGUGGACUGGCUGGGGCUGAGGCUGUAGCUGAGUGCUGGAGUUCUGCCUAUCUCCUACUGCAAGAGAAGGUGGGGUGGGGAAAAGAAAUGAAGACAGACAGACAGACCAACCAAACACUGGGGGACGUAGCUCGCUGGUAGAAAGCCUGACCACCAUGCAUACGAUCCUGGGUUUCAACAAGGAAACCUGAUACUAACAAGGAAAAAAGAAAGAAAAGAGAAGAGACAGAGACAGGCCCAGUGUAUACCUGAAUCCCAACACUGAAGCAAGAGAAUUGCUUGUGAUUUCAAGACCAUCCUGGACAACAUAGCUAGACCCUGUCUCAAAAAGAAAAGGGACUGGAGAGAUGGCUUGGCAGAUCAGAGUGCCUGGCACUGAGCCUGACAACCUGUGUUUGGUCCUUGGGGAUCCAUAUGGAAGGAAACAACCAACUCCCCCAAAUUGUCUUUUGGCUGCCAUGUGUGUGUAUCUUAGCAUACACACCACACAUACAUGAUGAUGGUGAUAAAAAGAGUCCAUGUUGUGCCUGCUGUAUGAACUAACAAGGAUUUACUUAGAACUGCACCAGCCCAGAGAGGCCACCCGCACAAAGACCUGUGUGUAGCAGGCUCUACCAGACCUGAUAACUAUUCCUGCAGCACACCACUGGGCCUUCUGAAACAGCUGGUGUGGGCUGUAGCCAUACUUCUUGCCUACUUUAUUGGGUUCUCAUAGCUACCACUCUUCCCCACCCCAAUCCCUUCCAACCCCCCAACACUAGGGAGUUGAGAAGGUUGGAGGGAAGGGGGGCAUAGAUCUCUUUAGAUGCCCUGCUGAUUAGGGGCAUCGAGAUCUUUGGGACAAGAACAGCCAGCAAGUCAUCAAAUAGCAAAGGAGCCACAGGGGACGCAGCAGCCACCUCCUCUUGGGGCUCUGGCAUUUUUAACCCUCUUAAGAACCCCCAGAAUUCCAAAUGUCAACUAUCUUCCUCUGGCAGCCUCACGCCCCUGCCUGCCAGGGCAGGAGACAAAUCGUAGUUGCAUGUGGACAAUCUUAAGCAGCCCCAUUUCCCACACCUGGCAUUAAAGCAAAAGCUUAGUCACAUAA
Mus musculus (house mouse) is the source of this 5253-nucleotide messenger RNA. It is a transcript of the gene Afmid, whose product is annotated as arylformamidase. Gene Ontology annotation, molecular function: arylformamidase activity. The coding region runs from base 2809 to 3870 and encodes 353 amino acids. Gene Ontology annotation, biological process: 'de novo' NAD+ biosynthetic process from L-tryptophan; L-tryptophan catabolic process. Gene Ontology annotation, cellular component: cytosol; cytoplasm; nucleus. The record is from RefSeq and is a predicted model, not a curated record. NCBI's taxonomy places the organism in Eukaryota, Metazoa, Chordata, Mammalia, Rodentia, Muridae. The transcript has 9 exons.